AUGGGCUCCGACCGCGACCGCGAAGAGCGCAAACGGCGCCACCGCGACGACGAUACAGAAAGAGACCACAGAAAGUCUCUCAGACGGGACACAGACCGCGACAGACCCUCUCACCGCGACCGCGAUCGUCGACGCUCGCGCACACCAGAAUCCUCCUCCUCCCGUCGCGACCGUGGCAGCGACAGGCACAGGCACAGGCAUAGACACCGUGAGGAUCGCAGCCCCCGUCGCAGCCGAGGCGACGAGCCAAAGCGCAUCGAACCCCUCAAGCGCUCCGGUCCCCUGCCGUCCCAAGAGGACUCAUUCGCCGUCACCAACGGCGACGAACCCGAGAAACCCAAGGAGAAACCCAACUUCAAAUCCUCCGGCCUCCUCGCUGCCGCAUCCAACUCCAUCCAGCAGGCGGACGGCACGAACAUUGCCCUAAAGUACCACGAGCCGGCCGAGGCCAGGAAGCCCCCGCCCAAGGACCAGUGGAAGCUGUUCAUCUUCAAGGGCGGCGACGUCGUGGACACGGCCGACCUAGCGCUGCGCAGCUGCUGGCUCAUCGGCCGCGACGCCGCCGUUGUCGAUUUGCAGGCUGACCACCCCAGUCUGAGCAAGCAGCAUGCCGUUAUCCAGUUCCGGUACACGGAAAAGCGCAACGAGUUUGGCGACAAGGUCGGUAGGGUGAAGCCCUAUAUCAUUGACCUCGAGAGCGCCAAUGGGACCAUGGUCAACGGCGAGAAGAUUCCCGAGGGUCGGUACCUGGAGCUGCGCAACAAGGAUGUCGUCAUGUUUGGGCACAGCACGCGCGAGUACGUGUUGAUGCUGCCGCCGAAAUGA
Emericellopsis cladophorae is the source of this 825-nucleotide messenger RNA. RefSeq lists its product as uncharacterized. Gene Ontology annotation, cellular component: nucleus. Bases 1 to 825 code for a protein of 274 amino acids. The transcript has a single exon. The record is from RefSeq and is a predicted model, not a curated record. Gene Ontology annotation, molecular function: mRNA binding; protein binding. Gene Ontology annotation, biological process: maintenance of RNA location; mRNA splicing, via spliceosome. NCBI's taxonomy places the organism in Eukaryota, Fungi, Ascomycota, Sordariomycetes, Hypocreales, Bionectriaceae.